AUGUCAGUCUCUGCGUAUUUUUCAAAGAUGAAAAGACUAUGGGACGAACUCAAUUGCAUAACACCAGUUGCACAGUGCACGUGUGGAGCAGCAAAGGAAUCUGCAGACAUAAGAGCGGCGGAUCAGUUGAUCCAAUUCCUAAUGGGAUUGAACGAGAAUUAUGACCAUGUGAGGAACCAAAUCCUCAUGAUGGAUCCUCUACCUAAUGUUAGUAGAACAUACUCAAUGAUUUUGGGAGUAGAAAAGCAAAAGGAGGUCACCUUGGGACAAUCAUAUGGUUCACAACAGAUGGCAAUGCCUGUGUUCAAAAGAAAUGAAAAUCAAAGGUUUCUUGGAAAGAAAAGAAAUCUUAUGGAUAAAAGAACACAUGUCUGUAAAGAGUGUGGGAAGACAGGACACUUGAAGGAGGUGUGCUUCGAAAUUUACGGCUAUCCGGAAUGGUAUAAAUCAUUGAUGGAACAGAGGAAGAAAACUGCGUCUGCAGCAAAUAGAACUGCAGCUGUUACUGAGCCUGAACGAGACGGCCAAAGUGUUAAUGAUGGCAAAGCUAUAUCUGAGAUUAUACGUGCAGAAUUCCACAAAUUUCUUGGAAACUUGAAGCCACAAUCCUCAGCAUUAAUGGGAGAAGGUAACUGUGAAUUUUCUGGUAAGUGCACUGAAUUGUUAAACUACAAAACAGGGCUUAAUAAUUCUUGGAUUAUUGAUAGUGGAGCCACUGCUCACAUGUGCAACAACAAGACUUUAUUUGACAAAAUUGACACUGAUGUUCCCAAUAGUUACAUUCAUCUUGCAGAUGAUAGCAAACAUCAGAUACUUAGUUCAGGCUAUCUAACUUUAGGAAACAUAAUUAAAUUGAAGGAUGUGUUAUAUGUUCCUGGACUUAAGUUUAAUCUACUAUCAGUUAGCAAGAUAUGCAAUAACACUUCUAUUAGAUUCGAAUUCAUUCAGUCACAUUGUAUUGUGCAGGACCACAUGACUAAUGAGGUGCUUGCAAUAGGAUGCCAAAUAGGAAAAUUAUACAUCAUCAAGGAUCAACACUUUGACAAGAAUCAUAUAAAGAAGAUCAUGGAAUCCUGCAGUGAAUUAGGACUUAGUGUGCUGUCUAUUUCUUCAGAAACUUGGCAUAGAAGAUUAGGGCAUGCUUCACAAAAUGUAAUGAUGCAUACAAGGCUGAUCAAAGAAUGUAAAGUGCAAGAAAACUUCUAA
Molecule: messenger RNA, 1206 nt
Organism: Sesamum indicum (sesame)
Lineage: Eukaryota; Viridiplantae; Streptophyta; Magnoliopsida; Lamiales; Pedaliaceae
Source: RefSeq, a predicted model, not a curated record